AAUAAAACCAAAUAAUAAUCUCGUAAGUAUGAUUAACAAAUAUAGAAUAUAAUAACACUGAAUUUUAGAGUUUUGGAGAGUCCCAUCUUGCUAAUGAGAUGAUGAAAUUGUGAUGGAAAGAUCGGCUUAGUCAAUUCAACCAAUUGAUGUUCAGUAUUGAUAUGUAAAAGUUUGGUUCCGCUGUUGCUCAUUGUAGAGUCAUUAAUUAAAUAUCUGUACAUUUUUGUUUGAUUUGAAUUUUAUUAAAAUCUAUGAGACAACAAUGAUCUCUUGUUCAUUAAAAGAAUCAAUACUAGAAAAUUGUACAUCGCAUGUUUUCAUAUUUUUCCAAGUCACCAAAUGACAUAACAAGAAAUGAAAUAACAAGAAUGCAGUUCAAACAACAGUUAGCAAAUCCUAUUCAUGUCAAGCCAGACAAAAAUCACAAACAGAAACAACAAAUAUACUAUCUAUAGAGGCAAAAACUCAUUAUAUAAACGCCUUCCUCUCUAUCACCAAUCUACACAUCUCAUACAACAAACAGAAGUCCUAGAGUUUUGUUUUGAACAGAAAAAAACUUGUAAGAGGAAAAUGGCGGGAAAGGUGUAUAUGGUAAUGGCAUUGAUAAUAAUGGGAUUUGUUUUACAAGCAUGCAAUGGAAUGAAUGUUGAUGUUGAUGAUGGUGAUGAUAUCAAGCCAACAGAAGAUUCAAGAUUCUUUUGCUUCAGAGUCUGUUCCAUUAGAUGUGGCAAACAAAACAAACCUUGUUACCAAGAAUGUUUGCCAAAAUGUGGUCUCCCACGACGACUUGCUAAACCAACAACAACAUCUCCAUCAUCACCGUCCUCCACCGUUUGAUCUUUUUUCUUCUAUCUGUGAUUUUUGCCUCUAAUAUUGAUCGAGCUAAAUGGUAAAGAUAUCUUCUAUAUGUGUUUAUCAAAAGACAAAAAUUGAGAAUUAUGAUAAACUAUGAUUAUGUAUCUGAUACUUGUGUGACAAGUCAAUUCAAACUUGAUUUUCUAUUAUAAGGACAUAGAAAUACAAAUGUGAUCACAAUUACAAAAUUAGAAACAUGGAAUCUGAUCAUUAUAAUAACCUAUUAUUAAAACAUCCAUCAGCUUUGCCAUGUUUCUGAAGCAAUCUCUGAAAAUGUCAAGUGAGGAAAACCUUCCCCCCUGCUUACUUUAUGCACAUUGCACUAUGCUUGUAGUUAGACCUUGUGUGAAGUAUACACCCUCAGUGAUUGCACUCUCUACCGUCUGAAACAAACGGUUGAA
Messenger RNA from Brassica rapa (field mustard), 1256 nucleotides. RefSeq lists its product as uncharacterized. NCBI's taxonomy places the organism in Eukaryota, Viridiplantae, Streptophyta, Magnoliopsida, Brassicales, Brassicaceae. The record is from RefSeq and is a predicted model, not a curated record.